Messenger RNA from Saprolegnia parasitica CBS 223.65, 3281 nucleotides. RefSeq lists its product as hypothetical. The transcript is spliced from 2 exons. Lineage: Eukaryota; Oomycota; Saprolegniomycetes; Saprolegniales; Saprolegniaceae. Gene Ontology annotation, biological process: double-strand break repair via homologous recombination. The record is from RefSeq and is a predicted model, not a curated record. Gene Ontology annotation, molecular function: 3'-5' DNA helicase activity; nucleic acid binding; ATP binding. Gene Ontology annotation, cellular component: cytoplasm; chromosome; nucleus. Bases 33 to 3281 code for a protein of 1082 amino acids.
CGGUUUGCACGCCAGGUUGGAUUUUCGCGGGGAUGUCAACGCCGUGGCCACGCCGUGGCGCCGCAGCGACUGCACCCAGCGCCGAUGCGCAAACUGCCUGGCCACGCCGCAAGAAGGAAGACGCUACACCUCCGGCAACUGCGACGACCAAGCCGCCACCAGGAGCGUCCGCGUGGCCUCGGCGGCAGCCGGCCGGAUCAGCGCCCGUGCCCGCCACCAAGGCCGCCAAGAAGAAAGCCGUCGAGGACGACGCAUGGGUGCUCAAGAUGUACGAGAAGCGGAAGGAGAUGAAGAAGAAGCGAAAACUCGAGCCCACGACGGCGCCGCCACCCGUUCCAGUCGACGAUGCCCCCGUCGCUAACCCAGAACACGCCGCCGUUGCGUUGGCGCCGUCAUCGCUCUUGGACGACAGCGAAGCUCUGCCUGCGAUUCCUCCCAAUAGCUUUUACGACGAAGCGCCUGCAUUUGACCCGACGCUGUUUGAGCCCGUGGCGAAACGCGCCAAAGCGGCCGUCGCGAUGCCCGCACCGAAGCUCAAGCCUCAAGCGGCGUCGUCCAAGCUCCAAGCGUCCUCACGCGCCGCAAACAGAACGCGGGCGCCGAGCGACGACGAUCGCGUCAGUAGCGAAGACGACGACAUCGUUCCGAAGGCGACCAAACCUCGGGCCAAGGCCAAGCCAAAGCCAACGACGCGUCUUCCAAGCGACGUACCGAGCGAGGAGGACGGCGAGGCGGCAAUCGACACAACCGAGUGGCGCAAGCACGCCAUCAAGCAGCGACAAGCCGCCGUCGGCAGCCACAGCGUCAGCGACAACUUUGUGCGGCUCACGAUGCGGAAAAAGGUCAAGGGCAGUCGCGGCAACCCGAAGAAGCGGCCGCUGUACCUGCGCGCCACGCUCUACGACAAGGCCGAGCACGACGAAGCGCCCGUGAGCAAGGCAACGCACGACGGCGUCGACGUCGUCCAAGAAUGCCUCGAUGUGCUCGCUCAGCCACCGCCGCCGCCGACCUUUGUGACGCUGGAAGAGGCGGUGUCGACACCUCUGUGCUACCACGGACUCCCCGCGCACCGCCUCGUCGUAAAGAAGAAGACGGCGAACCACGGGCGCGGCUUCUUUGCGUGCACGCGCAAGCUCGACGAAGGGCGAUGCGACUUCUUUCUCUGGGAACAAAACCACCCGGAUGCGAUCGCGCACGCGCUCGCGGCCCCCGAAGCCGAGCUGCCGCCCAUGCCCGAGUUUGCCACACCGCUCGACGCGCUACGCGUGCUGUUCGGCCACGCCGACUUUAAGCCUGGCCAGCGCUGGGCGAUCGACCGUGUUCUUAAUCGGCACGAGAAGGCGUCGCUUUUGAUCUUGCCGACGGGCGCCGGCAAGUCGCUCUGCUACCAGCUCCCGUCGAUCUUCCUACCUGGCCUCACGCUUGUGAUUUCGCCGCUCAUUUCUCUCAUCAACGACCAAAUGGAGAAGCUGCCACCGCCGCUUCAAGCACGCGCCGCGAGCUUCUCGUCGGCCAAGUUCAAGGCCGACCAAGCCUCGCUCUGCCGUGCACUCUAUGCGGGCCACAUCAAGCUGCUGUUUGUAUCGCCCGAGCGCGCCGUCACCGCCGGCUUCCACGCGCUUCUCUCCAAGCUCUCGAUCAGCCUCGUCUGCGUCGACGAGGCGCACUGUCUCUCGGAGUGGUCGCACAACUUUCGUCCGUCCUUUCUGCGCUUGGGGCCGCUCGCCGCCAAAGCGUCGCAGGUGCUGGCGCUCACCGCGACGGCGUCGACGAGCGUCACGGCCGACAUUGCGCGCAUCCUGAGCAUCAGCGACGACGGCAUCCGCCGUGACCGGAUCGGCCGCGACAACCUGACGCUAGACGUUGCUGUGACGACGGAUGCGUCACGCCUCGACGACCUCCGCGCGCUCUUGACAGCACCCCCGUACAACAAGGGCAGCGUCAUCGUCUAUGUCCACACGCAGUACGCGGCGGCGAUGGUCGCAGGCCACUUGAGUGCGCAAGCCCACAUCAAGACCAGCGCGUACCAUGCGGGCCUGGAGGCCGAUGUCAAAGAAAAGGUUCGCGCAACGUUUCUGAGCGGGAAGCUGCGUGUUGUGGUCGCCACGAUCGCCUUUGGCAUGGGCAUCGACAAGCCCAAUGUGCGCGGCGUGAUCCACUACCACAUGCCGAGCAGCAUGGAGCACUACGUGCAGCACGUCGGCCGCGCGGGCCGUGACGGCAAGCCAGCCCACUGCACGCUGCUGCUUGUGGCGAGCGAUUUCAACCGGUUCCAUGCCCUCGCGCACUCGGACGGUCUCUCGCUUCGCCAAGUGGGUCGGUUUCUGGACUUGGUCUUUGGCGACACCCGCGCGAUUCCGACUCGUCCGGGCUUUUGUGAGCUCACGCUACCCAUCAAGUGGCUCGAGAUGGAGCUCGACAUGAAGGAAGGCGUGCUUGAAACGAUCUUGACGAUGCUCGAGCUCCAAGGCCACAUCAAGCUCCUCCCGUCGCUCCACGCCACGUGCACGCUCACGAUUUCCAACUUCGAGCCAUGGAAGUCGCAUGUACUUUUCACCCGCGUCGAAGCGCUCGCCGACGCCGCGACCGAGCAGGAAGGGUACCUUACCAAAACCAUCUACACGUUCAACGUCGUCGAGCUCACACAAACGUUUCCGCUGCGCGCGAACGACGAUAUUGUCUUGUUGGAGCUCCGCCGGCUGCAGCAAACCGGCGUGGGGCAGUACCAAUUGAGCGACUACGCCGUGCGGCUCGAGCGAUCCGCCUCGCGCGUGCCCAACAUCGAGUCGAUUGUGCGCGACGUGUACACGCACCACGUCGCCCAAGAGAAGCGCAACGUCGUCCGCGUCGAAGCCUUGUACGCCGCUCUUUUGCGGGCCUCCGAAAGCGACGACGCGACGGCGUCACUCAACGAGACAAUCGAAGCGUACUUUGAAGACCGAGACGACGAUGCACCCGUCGCCAAGCCGUGGGCCUUUGCCCCGCUGACGCCCGGUCAAAUUGCCGGGAUUCAGCAGGCGACGCACAGCUUGCUGCACCACGACCAGCGCGCCUUCUCGGCGCAGAGCAUCACACGCAUCCUCCACGGCAUGGCGAGUCCGUGCUUCCCGAGCGACGAGUGGCGCGACCACAAUGCAUGGUCGCGGUAUGCCGCAUUGCCCUUUCCGCUCGUCAAGAACGUCGUCCACGACGUCGUCACGGCCUUCCGGAAGGACGAGAUGACGGCUGCAGCACCGACAGAGCCUUCAAGUAGCCUUGUUGCGCGCAAGCCGAAGGAAUAG